Messenger RNA from Anguilla anguilla (European eel), 1571 nucleotides. RefSeq names its product cilia and flagella associated protein 410 (gene cfap410). The transcript is spliced from 7 exons. NCBI's taxonomy places the organism in Eukaryota, Metazoa, Chordata, Actinopteri, Anguilliformes, Anguillidae. Gene Ontology annotation, biological process: mRNA splicing, via spliceosome; cytoskeleton organization. The coding region runs from base 172 to 927 and encodes 251 amino acids. Gene Ontology annotation, cellular component: U4/U6 x U5 tri-snRNP complex. Gene Ontology annotation, molecular function: protein binding. The record is from RefSeq and is a predicted model, not a curated record.
UAGCACACACAGAACCAACACAAAGCCGCAUGCGCUCUGUAAACAAGCGCACGGUACAAGAGUAAUGGAUACCGCUGGCCUGGGGCUGGGAACGUUGUAGCUAAUAGCAUUGACUCAGGCACUGCUAAAAAUAUAUUAUAGGACAGAGAUAGUAAAUAUUUUGUCUUUAAGAUGAAACUAACCCGAAAAUUAGUGCUUGCUAGGGCAAAAGCGUCGGACCUCGACAGCGUUAAGAAACUCAAUUGCUGGGGUUGCAACCUGACAGAUAUCUCAAUAUUCACAGAAAUGCCCAAUAUUGAAGUUUUGACUCUAAGUGCUAAUCAGAUCUGUUCCCUGGAGCACGUGAGUCAGUGCCAGAGCCUGACGGAGCUGUAUCUGAGGCGGAACUCCAUCCAGAGCCUGAGCGAGCUGAGCCACCUCAGGCACCUGGCCCAGCUGCGGGUGCUGUGGCUGGCAGAGAACCCCUGCUGCGGCAGCGACCCUGUGAAGUACCGCAUGACCGUACUGCGCAACCUGCCGAGCCUGCACAAGCUGGACAAUCAGGUGGUGACAGAGGAGGAGCUGGCCCAGGCUCUAGAGGAAGGGGAGGUGAUCGGUAAUCCCCCAGCACCAGUCCCAAUCUCUGCUAACGGGCUCACAGAGGCCGACACAGAGAAUGACCCCCAAAACUACAGCAUGGAGGAGACAAAUAAAAUCCGAGAGCAACUGGGAAUGAAGCUUUUACCAAGAGAUAAAUUUCCAUCGCUCUCCUCUCCACAGACUUCGGGUAAAAAGAGUCACGUACUGGAGGCAGUCUUGCUUCUCUUGAAGGAGCUCAACUCUGAGGAGCUCCAGCUUGUCCAGAAGACGGCAGAGUCUCGACAGCGUGCCCUGCACAGACACAGCAGCCCGCCCGAGAGGAGUGAUGUCAUCCAGCUGUGUGACUGAGCCCAGCCAGGAGGGGGCAACAGCGAGGCGCAUGCCUGUAGAAGAGUGACCGCAUCCACUCCCACUAUAGAACCACCUACCCCAUCACCCCAUGCGCAUUUACUGGAAUCAGGAAUAUGGAACCCAUUGAAAUCUGACACCAUGACCUUUUCCAGGACUUUCAUACCUGGUGGACACUUGGUGGUUUUUCUUGCUCAGAGCAGGAAGUGACUGUGGCUCUGAACUGAAGGCUGGUGGAGUUCUCUUCCGCUUUGUUUGAGCUGUAACAGACUUAUCUCCUGUCCCGUCUUGUGAAGAUGCUGGCUUGCUUAAUCACGCCAUUUUGUGUCUUCUAUCACCAACUGCACAAUUGCCUCGCUGAGCUUGAGUACAGUGAACAGUAUCAACACAAAUUCUACAUUUUAUAUAAACACUAUUGAAACUAUUUAUCAGAAGCACUUUAGUUGAAGCAGUAUUGUUAUACUAAUUUCAACAAAGAACACAAUUUUGUUGACUAAUGACAGUAACUCGUGCUGUUUAACUUUAGUUAGUCAGGGUACUUGUGUGAAAAGUUACAUGUUUGGUUGCUAUACAUUUGCCUUCAAAAUAACUGCAUAAAGAUUCAUGUAUAUUUUCUGUAUGCAAAUAAACAGAAAUGCACAAAA